CGCUGGACCGGAAGUGUUGUUGUAGUCAGCGUGCGGUUAGUUUCUGUAUGUGUCAGAAGAAUGAAUUAGUACAAUUAAUACAUAAUAAGCAUAUAUAUUUUAAUUAAAUCGUAAGAGAAAAUAUGGCGGCGAAACGCAAAGCUGAUUUAUCAGUGCCUGCGGAGGAAAGUGAUCAGCUCCUCAUCAGACCACUUGGAGCUGGGCAGGAGGUGGGAAGGUCAUGCAUCAUUCUGGAGUUCAAGGGACGGAAAAUCAUGCUGGACUGUGGAAUCCACCCAGGGUUAGAAGGAAUGGAUGCUCUUCCAUAUAUUGACUUGAUCGAUCCUGCUGAGAUCGACCUGCUUCUUAUCAGCCAUUUCCACUUGGACCACUGUGGAGCCUUGCCUUGGUUUCUCCAGAAGACCAGUUUCAAAGGAAGGACCUUCAUGACCCACGCCACCAAAGCUAUUUACCGAUGGCUGCUGUCUGAUUAUGUCAAAGUCAGUAACAUCUCAGCCGACGACAUGCUGUACACAGAGACAGACUUGGAGGAGAGCAUGGACAAGAUCGAGACCAUCAACUUUCACGAGGUGAAGGAGGUGGCCGGCAUCAAGUUCUGGUGUUACCAUGCCGGUCACGUCCUGGGGGCAGCCAUGUUCAUGAUCGAGAUAGCUGGCGUGAAGAUCCUCUACACAGGUGACUUUUCCCGACAGGAGGACAGGCAUUUGAUGGCAGCCGAGAUCCCCAGUGUCAAGCCUGACAUCCUCAUUACUGAGUCCACGUAUGGAACACACAUCCAUGAGAAGAGGGAGGAGCGGGAGGCCCGGUUCUGCAACACAAUCCAUGACAUCGUCAACAGAGAGGGCCGCUGUCUCAUCCCCGUGUUCGCCUUGGGCCGAGCCCAGGAACUGCUGCUCAUCCUGGACGAGUACUGGCAGAACCACCCAGAGCUCCAUGACAUUCCCAUCUACUACGCGUCGUCUCUGGCCAAGAAGUGCAUGGCCGUCUACCAGACAUACGUCAACGCUAUGAACGACAAGAUACGCAAGGCCAUUAACGUCAAUAACCCCUUUGUCUUCAAACACAUCAGCAACCUCAAGAGCAUGGACCACUUUGAUGACAUCGGGCCCAGUGUGGUGAUGGCCUCUCCAGGUAUGAUGCAGAGCGGUCUGUCAAGAGAGCUGUUUGAGAGCUGGUGCACCGAUAAGAGGAACGGCGUCAUCAUCGCCGGCUACUCUGUGGAGGGUACCCUCGCAAAGCACAUUAUGUCAGAGCCAGAGGAGAUCACCACCAUGUCAGGCCAGAAGCUGCAGCUGAAGAUGUCUGUGGACUACAUCUCUUUCUCAGCCCACACUGACUACCAACAGACCAGCGAGUUCAUCAGGGCUCUCAAACCCCCUCAUGUGAUCCUGGUGCACGGGGAGCAGAAUGAGAUGGCCCGUCUGAAAGCUGCUCUGAUCAGGGAGUACGAGGACAAUGACGAGGUCCACAUCGAGGUGCACAACCCCCGGAACACUGAGGCCGUCACACUCAACUUCAGAGGAGAGAAGUUGGCUAAGGUGAUGGGCUCCCUGGCUGAUAAGAAGUGUCAGCAAGGUCAGAGGGUGUCUGGGAUCCUGGUCAAACGCAACUUCAGCUACCACAUCCUCACCCCUUCAGAUCUGUCCAACUAUACAGACCUGGCCAUGAGCACAGUGAAGCAGACCCAGGCCAUUCCCUUCACUGGACCCAUCUCUCUGCUGGCCAGCCAUCUACGCAACCUGGCAGGGGAUGUGGAGGAGGUGGAGUCUGCAGAGAAAAUCACACUCAGGAUCUUCAAGAAUGUCACACUGGUGCAUGAAGCUGGCAUGGUGGUUUUAGAGUGGAUCGCCAACCCUCUGAAUGACAUGUAUGCUGAUGCGGUCACCACAGUGGUUCUGGAGGUCCAGUCCAACCCUAAAGCACAGAAAGUUAUGGAGCACAAGAAAGAAGGUAUAGAACUGGAUGUUUUCCAGCAGAGGCUGGAGAUUAUGCUUCUUGACAUGUUUGGGGAGGACUGUGUGGACUUCAAGGACAAUAAGAACCUGACAGUAACAGUGGACGGGAAUACUGCCUUCAUCUGCCCAGAGACCAGAACGGUGCAGUAUGAGGAGGGCAGUGCUGAAGAUGAGACCCUGAGAGAGAUGGUGGAGCUGGCUGUGCAGAGGCUCUAUGAUGCUCUCAACCCUGCCAUCUGAGGAGUCAUCCACCUCCUCCCCUCUCUCUCUCCCUGGACAGGCCGCCUGUCCCAGAAGCAAUAGGCACGGCCCAACACACCAGGGUUCCCAAACAGCAUCACCCAGAGGCACUUGCCCACUUUCCUUUACGGGCAGUGCAGUACUGACAUGGUCUAUAUGAAGAGUUUUCCAGUGCAUUAUUAAUUGAUAUGCAUAUGUUAGCCGGGUAAUGAUUACAGUGGAUAUAUUCUACAUGUUGUCCCAGUACUUGUAAUGUCUUGACAACAUUGCCCCCUCCGUUUCAUUGCUCUGUAAUUCUAGGUGCCUUGUCACAUAAAGGAAGAAUCUGUGUUUGGGAAAGUGUAGAUUUCACAGGAAUCAAACCUCCAUUGAGUUACGUUGAAUUCUCAACAUGUAGACUUUGUAUAUCUGCAUUAUGCAUUGACAAAAUUUGUUUUAAAUAAAGUAAUUAAGGACUGCUGGCCACAU
This is a messenger RNA of Oncorhynchus masou masou (cherry salmon), 2663 nucleotides long. It is a transcript of the gene cpsf3, whose product is annotated as cleavage and polyadenylation specific factor 3. The transcript has 18 exons. Gene Ontology annotation, biological process: mRNA 3'-end processing by stem-loop binding and cleavage. Gene Ontology annotation, molecular function: RNA endonuclease activity; 5'-3' RNA exonuclease activity; RNA binding. Gene Ontology annotation, cellular component: mRNA cleavage and polyadenylation specificity factor complex. The record is from RefSeq and is a predicted model, not a curated record. Bases 123 to 2195 code for a protein of 690 amino acids. Lineage: Eukaryota; Metazoa; Chordata; Actinopteri; Salmoniformes; Salmonidae.